AUGGAUUCCAACGCGAAAGCUCAACGCGACCAGCGCCUCACGCAGUUGUACGAUGAAGUCGACGACUACGAAUCCGUUUUCCUUUCCCCCAAAGACCUCCAGGCCUGCGGAAUCCAAGCAUCCCAGGUGGAUAUAACGGAAGAUGGAACCCUGCUAUUCAACCCAUGCUACUUCCGGCCUCACCCAGAGAGAGUCCUGGAGAAAUAUCCACUCGACCCUCUCAAGCAGGCCACUUACAUCCCCUAUUUAAACUUCCGCUUGGAUUUGGAUACUCUCUUUGAACGCAUCAAGAAGGGAUCGCCGGGAAUAAAACAUGAAGACGCCGUGGAACUUACAAACCAUGAGUUCAGGCUAAAAACGGAGAUGUUCGCCGGCAACUGGUCCAGGCACGCUCAUGCGACGGAGCGCCAUAUUAUGGGUCAGAUUACUGCACAUCCUAGAAAGGGAAGACCCGGCUUGUUUUCGUUCUUUGAUCUCGGAUCCCCUAGGAUGUAUUGGCGAACCAAGCCGCGACGAGGUGAAUGGCCCCUGAUAAAUUAUUUGGUAGAGGAUGGCCCUCAAAGACGGUACCGGCAAUGGGAAGCAUUCGACCUACGGGAAGAUUCCCGCAAGAAAUCCCCUCAACCACAUGCAACUCUCACAACGGUCGCGCAUGUCGCCGCGGAUGAUGCAGACCAUUGCCUUACGAGUAGUGAAGUUAAAGCUAUUCUAGCUACUUUGGUCAUACGAACGUCGCGUGAUCCCUUUCAGGAUUAUCGCACCCACCCGAUUUUGGUGUUCUCUUACACAGGGCGAAAGCACGGAAGAAUCAUUCAAGCCACUCUUGACGACCAGAGUCUGAAUUUGCAGUAUUCGCAACUCUGGAGCUUUGAGGACGAUGAUACCGCACCAGUGGAGCUUUUCGUUCGCUACAUGAUAAGCGAGUCAGUUGAGCCAGAGAGAUCCACGAUUGUUGAGCCCAUGGCUAGAUUGAAUAUAACAUAA
This is a messenger RNA of Penicillium cinerascens, 984 nucleotides long. RefSeq lists its product as uncharacterized. The record is from RefSeq and is a predicted model, not a curated record. The transcript is spliced from 3 exons. Lineage: Eukaryota; Fungi; Ascomycota; Eurotiomycetes; Eurotiales; Aspergillaceae. The coding region runs from base 1 to 984 and encodes 327 amino acids.